CGGCGGGCGCGCGUUGCCAUGGGGACGCGGCGCGCGCCGGCGCAGGGGGGCCGUGGCCUAACGGUUUCCCAACGGCUCGCGGCGCGGCGGCGGCCCGCGGCCCCCGAGAUGGGCAGCACCCUGCCGGCCGUGGCGGAGGAGCUGCUGCGGGAGAUCCGCAGGGCCUUCGAGCAGGCCUCGCACGUUCCUGAUGACUUGCUCCUGGGACUGAAGUUCAUAUUUGGCCCAUCUGCUGUCCCAGCUUUGGAUUUGGUGGAUCAACGUUCUGUCACCCGAGUUGUGUCCCCUAGUGGAAGGACUGCAUACCAGGUCCUUGGGAGCUCAGGCAAACUCUAUACCUGCUAUAGUUCCUGCCACUUCUGCACGUGUCCUGCUUUUGGUUUCAGUGUACUGCAGAAGAGCGAGAGUCUUCUGUGCAAACAUAUACUUGCCGUCUACCUCAGCCGGGCCAUGGGAGCAUGCCAGGAACUAACCGUCUCUGAGGAGCAGCUCACAAACAUCUUACUGGCCGAGGAAGAGGAAGAAGGAUGAAGGAUUUGGAUCACAUGCAGGUGUGCUUUCGGUGUACCCUUCCAACUGCUCUGAGAGGUGUAGCUGGCGUUCUUGCUGUCUACAAGGCUGUCAAAUGUUCAUUUUGGCUGGUAGGUUUCUUUCUGUGUUGCACCCAAGCAUGACAUUAAAUAGUAGCCUUGCACUGAUGGACUAAUUAAUAAAUGUUGAGAAGGCUCAGCAUGAGCAGAAA
Molecule: messenger RNA, 742 nt
Organism: Dromaius novaehollandiae (emu)
Lineage: Eukaryota; Metazoa; Chordata; Aves; Casuariiformes; Dromaiidae
Gene: ZSWIM7
Product: zinc finger SWIM-type containing 7
Exons: 5
Coding region: 19-531 (170 amino acids)
Biological process (GO): double-strand break repair via homologous recombination
Cellular component (GO): Shu complex
Molecular function (GO): zinc ion binding
Source: RefSeq, a predicted model, not a curated record